ACAGCGUCAUGAAAUUUGAGGAAAAGAAGGCUGAUGACUGAUUUCCUCAAAACUUUAUUGUAAUUCACAUUGCUUUAGCAGUUAACGUCUUGGUAUGUGCAUACAAUUUAUGUUAUUGAAAUGCUUAAUGUUUUCUCCAGAUAAAUAACUAGAUUUUAAAGGAAAUUACUGAUUUUAAACCGUUUUCAGAUCUCUAAGAUCAUUCAAGAACAGCAAAGAAAAAACAAAAUGGCGCAUGAAGUCCUGUAAGCAUAAAAUAUAAUAUUUGCACACAAACGGAGACCUAUACUAUGCUGUCAGUUACAUAAAAAGCAUUUUUAUAAAAUAAUCCGCUUUAUAAAAAUGAGUAAAGGGGCUUUAUUAACUGCAUGCGCCAAUGUAGUAAUUUCAAAUCAGGAGAAUUAAAAAAAUAAAUGGGCUAUUUUUUUUUUUAAAUUUAGACCAACUCAACUAUAAGGCGUCUAAACUGAACUGUGGUACACUCUGACUAAUUAAUAGAGUGAAUUAUGAACAGUCAUAUCAUGUCAAUAGGCCUACACAUUUACCAAGAGACAUUAUUUUAUCUCCAUCUUAAUUGUUUAAGCUUAAAGUCUCCUUAAAGUUAAAAGCUGAUAUAAUGUAGGCCUAGGCCUAAGUAACAGUAAUGAUAAUGAAGAUUAAUUUCACUUUCUGCAUUAAUUUUAAUUUCAACAAAAUACCCAAAAUUAUACAUCACCACAUAAGUAUAAGUCAAUAUAGUCAAGUGUAGUAUAGUUACAGUAUGCUGGCUAUGAUUUAAGCUUGGGUUAGUCUAGUGUAGGCACUGUAGGGGUGGCCAAUCUUUUCUGCAAGGGGGCUGAAUUUCAGACAUAUUUCCUGUCGGGCCACACACCUAAUUUUUUGUUCUUAAUUAAAAUAAAAAAGCAAGCGUCCUACAGUUUUGACCACAUUGUCGCUUCGCAUUAGGGGAGAUUGUGGUCAAACGCUUGCCUGGUUUUUUGUAAAAAAAAAAAAAAAACAACAAAAAAAAAGAAGGACAAAAUUAAUUUUUUUUAAAAAAAAAAAAAAAAAAAAAAAAAAUAAUUUUUUGUUAUUAAUUAAAAAAAAAAAGCAAGCGUCCUAAAUUUUUGACCACAUUGUCGCUUCGCAUUAGGGGAGAUUGUGGUCAAACGCUUGCCUGGUUUUUUGUAAAAAAAAAAAAAAAAAAAGCAACAAGAAAUAGGUAGGCCUAUAUUUAUUUUUUUUGAAGAAAAUAAAACAUAGCUGAGAAUCAAACAUAUUUAUUAGACAAUUUAAAAAUCUUUAAAAUUGAGACAUCUGACAUUGAUUGUUUUGCAGAACUAAUAAUAAUAAUAAUAAAGUUUAUUUUUAAAAAUCACGCUUCAUCCCCAAAGGCUCAAAGCGUGGUACAAAGUCAACCAUAUUAAAAGAGAAAUGAAACAAUCUAUAUAUUACCCGGUAUCACAUUAAAUCACAAAAAGCAACAUUACAAAAACUUCAAACGAGUAUACCCAUUCAGAGUCUUUCAUUCCUUUCAACUAUAAAUGACACAAGCCAAUAUACAUCUAGGAGAUAAUAGCUAGCUGGAAAAGAUGGUAGACAACAUCACCCCAGCAGAAUUUUGCGAAAUAGAUGUGUUUUCAAAUUGGUUUUGAAGGAUUCCAGUGUCUGGCUGUUUCUGUGAGCGACAGGAAGGCUGUUCCAAAUUGUUGGGCCAGCACAUGCGAAAGUGCGCCUUCCGUAAGUCUCAGGGUGAACACGUGGUAUCGAGAGUUUGCCACUAUCCGAUGAGCGGAGUUGUCUAGUGGGUACAUAAGGCGCCAUGAGCGCUUUGAGAUAGGACGACGCCAGGUCAUGCAAGCAGCGGUGGCACAGAGUUGUAAUUUUGCACUCUAUGCGAGCACGGACUGGCAGCCAAUGCAGCUCUCUCAGACGUGUUAUAGCAUGGUCGAAUUUGCAUUACGAAGAACAAUGCGAUCUGCAUUAUUCUGUGCUUUUUGCAUUUUAUCCAGGAGCGUAACUGGAAGACCCACCAUAAGAGCAUUGCAGUAGUCCAUGCGUGAUAGCAGGAAUGCAGACAUCAGCCUCUUUGAUGCAUCAAACUUCAGAAAGGUCUGAUAUGACUAAUUCUGCGCAGCUCUAGAAAAAUCGCCUUGCAAAGCAUGUUAAUGGGAUUUUCCAUAGUUAGUGUUCUAAGAAACACCAACGUUUCGGACUGUUUGAGCAAACUCAAACUGCACACCUGAGAGAGUAAGGGAUUGUGUGUUAUUUACAGAUUUUAGCUUUUGAGCAGUAGCAAAGGGGAUCAGCUCAGUCUUUUCAUCGUUCAAUUUGAGCUUGUUCAUUGUCAUCCAGUGCUUAACUGACUCCACUGUCUUCUGCGUCAUACUAAGAAGCUGAGGGAACUGAGAGGGGAUCACGGAUUGCUGAAGUUGGGUAUCAAACAUGUGAUAUAGCAUGUCAAACUGCUUGAUCACUGCACCGAGGGGUUGAACAUACAUAGUGAAAAGCACCGGGCCUAGGACCCAGCCCUGGGGUACUCUGAAUUCGAUAAUAUAUUGCCUCGAGAUCAGGCCAUUUGCACAAGACGACAGAAGGUCAUUUACGACGCGCAACAAUGCUGUCCCUGUAGCGUGAUGCGUCCUGUAUGCUGACUGAAAAGGCUCAAACAAGUCACACACAGAGUGAGGUGAUCGAGAAGCUGGCGGAACGACUUUUUCUAAAAUUUUGGAUACAAAUGGUAGAUUAGAGACGGGGCGAUAAUUUUCCAACACAUUUGGUUUGAGAUUUGCCUUCUUUAGCAGUGGAGUUACAACCGCCUUUUUAAAAGUGGAUGGAACAAUACCAGUUUUCAAAGACUGAUUUAUGAUACUAGUUAUGAUAGGGACUAUUUCGUUCAAACAUUCGUACAACAGCCCUGCCGGAAGAGGAUCGAGCAAACAUGACUUUCUUGGGGAGUCAACCAGAAUUUUCUUCACAUGCGAUUCAGUGACCUCCAAAAAUUCACUCUACUAAAAUCUAAGGGAAUAAAAAUUGAUAUCGACAGAUGUUGUCACUACACGCAAACAAAUUUCCAAAUGAACAUCAAUAAUUUGUGUUCUCACUUGUGAUUUGAUGUGCUUUAUAAAAAUAAAAAGCUGUUCACACGGAUAAGUGUUUCCAAAUAGUGAAACCAUUGACAGAGCAUGUUUUUGUAAAACGCAGGAUAUUUAUCCUUGUCCAAAUAGGUUUUAUAGAACUCUUCCAAACCAACUUGAUGGAAUUUCUCCUUUAACUGUGUAUCCCAACACAUUUCACAAUGUUCCAUUUGUAAUCUUCCCGGUAAUAAAUUGAUAUCUACCACGAAUGGUGUUCCAUUUGCACAAAAAAGCACAUGGUGUUUUUUUUUUAAAUCCUGAAAUCGGUUUUCAAAUUCGAGGUUUAAGUCAGAUAUCAAAGAAGCGUAUUUAUCCGCCACCUCUUUGUCUUCAAACUCUGGGAUACUCAUUGACAUGCUUACAAAGAAUGAUUGUGUUUCUUGCUGCUAAUCUAACCCUCUUUUUCAACAUUUUGGCCUGGCUGAGCCAUCUUAAUUCUGCAUAAAAUUUAACAUCAUUAUAAUCUCAGACCAAAGACUUAAAAUUCUGGGAACUGACGUUGAUUCAACCUGUUUGAAUUAGAUCACAAUGUUGACGACCACUUUCAUGAUAUUGUCCAUUUCGCGGGACUUCGAACAUAAAUUCUCCUGGUGAAUAAUGCAAUGAAAAUGUAGCAUUGAUGUAUUACCGACUUUGGAGGUCUCAUUUUUCUAUCAAUUUGACUAAACCUUCGUGUUUCCCAAACAUUGCUAGGGCACCAUCCGUUGCUAAGCCCAAUAAUUUAAGUUGUAACGAAAAGCAACUCAAUGUCCAUGUAACGGCCUCUAACAAAUCUUGUGACUUAGUAGUGUCCUUAAAUGGAUACAGUGGCGCUAAUUCUUCGGUCUUUUUAAAUGGGGAUCGGCACCUCUGAUAAAAGUUGCCAGUUGGGUAGUAUCUGCCAUAUCUGUCCUUUCAUUCAAUGCUAGAGCAUAAAAUAUAAACUCGGAUGCUUAGACUUUUCAAAUUAUCUUCCAUAUGUUUUCCAAUGUCGUCCACACACUCAGUAAUAGUCUGAGGAGACUUGACUUAUGUUUUAGAAACCCUCCUUUACUGAACACAGAAUUUCAACAACGCUCUCCAGACAUUCCUUAAUAGACACUUCACCAGACCUGUUUACUCUUACGAUUUUGGCGUACAAUGUACGAUUUUGAGGUGUAUACAUUAUAUAUACUGUAUGUGUAUUUUACUGUAAGAUAAUGAAUUGAAAGAUUUUGUGAAUAUAUUUUACGAUUUUAAAAGUUUGAGGGUAAACAGGUGUGCUUCACCAUCUGAAUAUAGCUUCGAUUUUUUUGCUAGUAUCAUGGCUACUGCAUAACUAGCUUUUACAUAGCAUGUUGACUCUGUACCUCUCUAGUAAACAAAUUUUUUUGUUGUGAUUUUUUUGUUUUUUUUAAAAGUCAUUUCUUUGGUCUUGUCGAAAUUGCCUUUUGUACUUAUCAAACUUAUUUGCAUGUAUAGACUCGUAUUUCCGUUUGAUGUUAUACUCUUUCAAAACAGAAAUAGAUUUGUUGCAUAUGAAGCAUAUGGGCUUUGUUUUAAGUUCCACGAAAAAAAAUAGGUUAUAGUUCACCUGUCUUGAAAACUUCUUAAUUUUUAAAAUAGCUCAAAACCAAUGAAUUUUUUUUUUUAAUGGGAGAUAAUUCAAAUUUCUCUUUGCUAUAAUUUAAAAAUAUUUGCAACAAACGACUCAUGAUGUAAUGUUCUUUUGCUGAUAUGUACAGUAAAGUUGACAUUUAUGAUAAUUUGACCUAGCUCCGCAGGCUACAUUUUAUUGGUGAUAAUAUUUGUUACAAAUUUAUUUAUUUUUAAAUGCGCACCAAAUCUGAACUUGUCAGACUGUUACAAUAUGGUCUGUGUAGCUGGUAUCCUAUUCUGCUUCAAUCAUCAGAAAGUAUAUCCAUUUUUGAUCAGAAUGCUUUUAUAUUUUAAAAAUAUUCCACUUAGUGACCAAGUUACACACAUUUUUGUAACGUUAAUGUCAACCAAAGAAAACAAUUUCUUUGCAUAUGUAAUAUACACAAAUGUCAACACAUUAUUUACAAAAUAUUUUACUUUGGUUAAAAUUUCUUUCUGUGUGGUCCUUUCUGAAGCACUCAUUAACACACAGAUGAGGCUUUCUUGUGCAUCUGAUGGACACAUAGCAGCAGUGUUUCGUUAUUUUGUGCACUGAACAGUACGUACACUGUCAAUCAUGCCCGUCUAAGUCAACCAAGUGCUUAUUUUCACUGAGACGCUCGUCUGCUUUAAUAGGGUGGGCAAUAGGGGAAUAAGUGUUUCAAGGUUCUGGGCUUUAGAAACUAUUCUUCCUGCAUCUAUUCUGUCUAAUUUCCGACUUCUCUUUGCAGGAACAGGAUUAGUAUUAUCUGAAUCCUCACUGUCGCCAUAGAAAAAAAGUGGUUUGGAAAAAUUCAUAACAUUUGAACCACUUGAGCUAGAAAGUUGAUCUUGGUUUUUUAUAAUCCAUUCUCUAGGCUCUAUACAGCUGUGGUAUUUUUAGAAUUAUUUUGAAUUUUUUAUCAAAGUGCCAACUGUCUAUCAUCAUUUUAUUUCCAUUUGGCAUUUACCGACCCAUUACAAAGCUGAAAAUCAUCACACUGGAAUCAGAUUCAAAUGAUUCAUGGUUAUUGUCCAAAUGUUUCAGCAUCAAUAAUUGGCAAUAAAAGCUCUGUUUGCAAAUUUGAAGGCAUACAUGAUCUAGCAACAGCUGAAGUGCUUGGAGUAGGUGUGGCCAUUAUUUUGUUUACAAGAGUGACAACACAAGUUUAACUCAUUCCCUCCGGCAGUACUACUUCCGUACUUAAUUUAUUUUCCUGAGAAAAGGGAAGCAACUCAGUUUUGAAAUUGAUUUACAUUUUUAAAAUAUUUUUUAAGCUGUUAAAUAAUAAUAAAUGUUAAUGAAAUAAGGACGAAUGCAUAAAAAAUGAAAAAGGUUUAAUAAAAAUAUAACGUUAGCGGCGAAAAAAUAAUGAACAAUGGCCCCGGACAAACACAUGCUACAUAUAGAUGUGUUGUUCUAAAGCACACAUAGUUUUUAAGUGAAACAAGAUAAAAACUGCCGGUUUUUAAAUUAAAAUCAAGCAGAAAUCAUGCCAUAGCAGAAGUCUGGAGGGACGCGAGAUUUCAUUGCCAUUUUCAACUAAAAAAUAAGAGAGGUGUGUCGCUGGGGUGCAUUUGGACGCAUCAGGAGAAACCCCCAAACGAUGCAUUUAGUUGCAACCGUCGGGAAUAAGUUUUUAAAAAAAAGGUCGCAAUUAUUGGAAAAACAAUUGUAAACUAAACAUCUUUCUAACAGGAAGGAAGUAGGAAGAGUUAUCGCUUGAGAACAUAAAAAGUAGGAUUGAUAGCCAUAGGCAAUGAAAUAAAGUAUCUAAAUUAAAUCGACUGUAUUAGUAUAUUAUUACUAUAUCUUCGAUUGUCACAAAUGCAACCAGUCAAAUUACUGAUAUAUCGUGGAUUGGCACGGAAAGAGUAAAUGCAAGUUUUUGUUUUCUUAUUUUCUACUUUUGAGAGUGGGGGAGGGGUCUCCCAGCAAAUCGUUCAUGUCUUAUUUGGUAUUUAAAGUGGGGUGGGGUUUACUUAAGUACCGUUAUUUUAAAAAAAUUGCUGUUUCUGGUUUAGCUGUAAGUCCGGCAGUAUUUUAUGCAAGUUGUUGUUUUCUUAUUUUCUAUUUUAGAGGGUGGGGGGGGGUGUGUGGAUGUGUCUGUGUGUUCUGAAGUGUGGUCUCCCCUCCCCAAAAGAUCACUUUGUUUCCUAUUUUGGUAUUGAAAAUUGGAAGGAAAAUUUUGAUGAAAUGACCCAUGCAAUGAUAGAAAUCAUUAGGUACUUAUCAGAUUUGGAAAACCUGACUUAAGCAUUAUAGAGUUACAGUGACAAUUUACAUAUUUCAAUAAUUCAUCUAGUUUGAGUCCAGGGCUGCCAAUCGAUAAACAUCACAUUACUAAAAUAGUUUAUUUGUUUUUUUGUUUUUUUUUUCAGAUUUAUUGAGGACAGUCCUGGGCCUCUAUACAGUCAAUUAGUUCUUAUUGAAGACCUACUACAAUUAAAAGGCCAUCAACAUUUCUGAUAAUUUUAGGAGAAAGUUCUUUUCUUCAUUUGGAGUUAAAAGAAUUCAUAAUUAGUUCCGAAAUGGAAUUUAAUUUACCUCCUCCUCAGUUAGAUAAAAGUGGAGUAGUAUUUAAACAGUGGAAUAACUUUCUUCAAAGGUUUCACUAUCAUAGAAACACUUAUCAAGACUCUUGUUUAGAAUCAGCAUCUAUCUUGCUGUUUGCUGCUCGUCUUCAGAAGAGCACAAUCUAUGAAUCAAUGAAAAUUAUAGACAUCGAUCUACCAAAGUUAAAUAAGAUUCUGGAUGUCAUUGAACAAAUUUGUCUACCCCAAUUUAUCCUCCUGUUUGAGAGAUUUCGAUAUUUUACUUUAGAGCAAGAUGCUUCAGAGACAUUGAAUGACUUUAUCCAUGUACUAAGAAAACAAGUUGAACUUUGUGAAUUUGAUGAUCUUAAACUCAAAGAUAGUAUCAUGACCAGCGCUUUAGUCAAUGGUGUCAUUGAUGAAAAUUUCAAACAAAAUCUACAAAAUUCAGGUGGCUUGUGCUUCGAUGACGCAGUAACCAUGUGCAGUGGUGCAGCUUCGAACAAAGCCAUGUCACUGGGUGAUCUUAAUUCACUGGUGUCAAGGACAAGAAAAGUUCAAAGACAAAGAAAAGCCACUCAACCCCAUUUUAAAAAAAACAUGUACAUGAUGCCUGUCUAUGACAGCAUGAACGAAGAUGCAGAUGCCGAUGACCACAUUGUGGAGACAGUUUUUGAAGGCGUGAAAAAGAGUAGAGUCAAAAAGAAAACUUCAAGCACACCUAAGAACAUACCAAAGCAGUUCUUAUGUUUUAAUUGUGAUAAUGAAUACGCUACAAGGAAGUCAUUUAGGCGUCAUAUUGCUAACAAGCAUGGAGAACACAAAUCAUUUUAUUGUAAGCAUUGUAAGAUCACUUUUAACACAAGAACUGAGUGUAUAACCCAUUGCAAAGGACACUCUACUACCCCUUCUACUGUUGGACUGCCAGGCACAUGGAAGAAAACUGAUGGAACUGAUUAUGUUUGUUGGUAUUGUGAUGAAACAUUCCCUAACCUUCCAGAGUACAAGGUCCAUUGUGCCACCCAUUUAGCAGUUAGAGUAUUCCACUGUGAUCUCUGUCAAAAGAAAAAUCAUAACAUAACUCGAAUGAUUGGCCACUUGAAGGGUCAUCUGGUACCAAGACAUAAAUGCGAAAUAUGCGGUAAUUGCUUUGGAAGGGGAGAGUUGUUGGCUGCUCACCUUCAAACCCAUAUUGAGAAACCAGUACACCAAUGUCAGGUAUGUGGGAAAAGCUUUGUAAGUGCAGAUCGUCUUACUUGCCACAUGAGAUGCCAUUCAGGAGAGAAAAGAUUUACAUGCGAGCUCUGUGGUAAGUCAUUUUCACAGAAAAUGAGCUUUGACUAUCACAAACGUUGGCAUGCUGGUGAGAAGCCAUAUGAAUGUGACAUUUGUGGAAGGCGAACCAUUUCCUUCGGGGAUCUUAGAAAACACAAAAGAAUGCACAGCGAUAGGCGUCCUUAUGUGUGUGAAGUCUGUGGGAAAAGUUUUAGGUUUAUAUCAAAUCUCAACAGGCAUCGCCAAGGGCACAGUGGCAAGAGAUCCCACGUGUGCAGCGUAUGUGGAAGAACUUUUAUUUAUGGUGAGGGUCUUCGAGACCACAUCAAGGCAGGGAGAUGCCCUGGCAGCAAGAAAGAAGGUGGAGCAAAACCCUCUAGGGCUCCAAGGGUCAGAGGACCUUCAGUGCCAAACUCCCAAGUGAUGCCCAUGAUGGAAAAUGUAAAUCCUCCAACUUUUACAAAUCCACACCAGCCACCUGAAAAUCUUCAGAGUGACUUUGCACCUUGGCAGUAUAUGAUUAGGAAUCAAGAAGCUGAGGGUCCAAGCAGCUUUGUAUUGGUUCCCCCUUUUUAUUAAUAUUGCCUAAAAUUGUUUUACUUCUGCUUAUUACAUUUAAAAAAAAGAAAUUAUCUACCUUUUUUGCAAUAUAUUGUUUCAUGCAAAUGUCAAAUAUAUUUUCAUUAAGUUUUAAAGUAUAAGUUGGUCAGUUUCCUAGUAUUUAACACUAGCUAGUUUUACAAGUGAAGAUAUUUUCAAAUUUGGCUCUGUACUUCUAAAACAUGGGAUCUUAACCUUUUUUUUGUCCCAUAGCCCGGUUUGCAGCUCAUAGAUCCCAAUAACUAUAUUUGGACCACAGGUUAAACAUAUCUGUUCCAAAUAGACAUGAUUUCUAUUAAAUCAGGGUUUCCUAACCAGGGGCAUUAGCUGGUAUUUCAAAGAAAAGUCAAUUAAAUAACAGAGGAACCACUGAAUUUUAAGUUAGGAAAUGAAAACUUUUAUAUAUUGGUAAAAUUUAUGAUGAUUCACUUACAAAAAAUACAGACAUAUUGAUACUUUUUUGUAAGGGUCAAAUACUUUGUUGAACAUUUUGUUGGGGGUGGGAGACUUAAUCAACAAUUUUUAGGGGGUGCCUAUUAAAGAAAAGGUUGGGAAACUACGAUUUUUAAUAAUAUUUAAUUUACCAGAAUUAAAUAUGGUUUUAAUUUUAGCAUGUGUAAUCCUGUGAUAAAAGUGUCAUUGAUAUCAAGCUCAGGAAAAAUUUAAACAUGGCCAAACACAUUUAAAAAAAAAAUGAUCAUCUAUUGUUGGUAAGAAACUAGGUAAGAGAAAUUCUAAAUUAUUUGCCAGAAAAUAAGAUUUUUUUAUAUAGUCAAUGAGUUGCCUUAUAACUAUUGCUAUUAACAAAUGUACAUAGUGGCCAUGCAAAACUUUUUCCUUCUACAGCUUUUAUAUUGCAUCUUAGUCACAAAGAUAUUGUCUGAGAGAUGUACCUUACAUUGGGAUUGAAAGUUAUGAAACAAAUUAUAUAAAGGUAUUAUCUCCCAGGCUAGAUCUUAUUAAAACUUCUAUACUAUUGUAAAGUGAUCAAUAACUUUGAUGUGUAUACAAAUAUAGUUUUUAACUUUUCUUAGCCCUGAUAGGUUUUCUUUUUCUCCUAAAAUUGUAUAUAGGCCUUGUGCCUUUAUUUCCUUUGUUUUAACUCAUGAACAUACCAAUAAUGUAAAAAAAAAAAGAAGUGCUUAUUAAUAUUAUGUUGGGUGUAAUUAACAUUCAGUUCAAUGAAAUGAUUGUAUAGUAUAACACUAAAAGAUUUCAUUCUGUGAAAAUUUAGAACAAAACAAAGGCACCCUGAUAUAAUUCUUUACGCUAUAACGGGAAUUGAGAUAUACUGAAUGUGACAUGGCUGUCAAAUUUCAUAAAUUCAUUUGCACACUUCAACAUUUACAGAUACAUUUAUUCUCAUACAACACAGUCACACAUCCACAAAAACUAGUCCAACGUCAGCACCAGAUAGUUCACUUACCACCAGAGUUAAAUAAAUUAAUCCUUAAAAAACACACUAUUACCUUUCUUCCUUCCUUUUUAAAUCUCCAACACUACUUUCACAGAUUUUUUUUAAAACCCUGCAUUAUCUCUAUCCGAUUUUUAUGGGCCACAAAUAUUGUGAUAUGGCAAGGUUUCAUUGUACCAUUUGUGGUAUUUAAUUUGCUAAGUGAGUUUACAGUAGCAGAAUAGCUAUUUGGGAGAAAUACUAGACACAAGGGGUUUGAUUAUGUAGCCCAAUUGAGGGGCUAAGUCAUAUCGGUUAAAAUCAGAAUAUAAUCUGCUAUCGUUUCCUUAAAAUACACAUUUUGAUUUUUAAAAAUAAACCUAAAGAAGCUAUGAAACAAACAGGCUGGAUGUUCGUAUUUUAUUUUUUUGCUCCUUAAAUGUAAAACUGGCAACUUGUUUGAAAUGUACCCUACCUUGAAAUUCAAGGGAGUAUUUCAUUCUAAGAAAUGUGGUCUUAUACUUUUUAUAUUGCUUGAAUGUCAAUUAUUUCAUUCAUUAUGUACAAAAAUGUUAUUCUCAUUUAAUUAAUAUUUUACUACUAUUUAAAUAAAUAUUUAUGUUUGAAUGUUUCUUCCAUUAAUUUUAAAUAUUCACAAAUUAUUCAAGCUAAAUAUGUAUUUCUUGUGAAAAAAAAAACUAUUAAAAAAAAACAACAAAUAAAAUCAAUAUUUUUAGCAUUUCAUAGCCUGCUUAUUUAAAAAAAGCAUCCAUAUAUCAUAUACUGUGUUAUUGUCUAGUUGUAUAUAUGUGAAAUGUCUUUUUCAGAAACCACUCAGAAUCAUAUAUCCAUAUUUAUUUGUAACUUUUUUUUCAGAUUUAAGAUUCUAAAUAAAUAUUUUGAUUUUAUGCUCACUAUAAUGAAUUUUCAUCUGAUUAUCAAUUGAGGAAAUCUGAAUUUUGUUAACAUAAAGUAAAUUUGAUGAGCCCAAAAAUCUUUAGGCUCUUACAAAUUCAAAUUUAACUAUAGUUAGUGUCUCGAAUCAUUUUAAUGUUACUUUUCCAAAAUAGAUAAUGUUUCCUUGUUGGGAUAUUUUUCUGUGCACUCACAAAGUAAUGUUAUAAAACUAAUAUGCAUUUUAACUUGUCUGUACAUUUAAAGAGAGAGCUAGGUUCCCAUUUUCUCAGGCCAAAUCUGUUUGUAUGCUGGUGUCAAUUUCAUGGCUCAUUUUAAAUUCUAUAAAACUUAGUGCUUUUUUUCUCAAGAUAAUCUUGGUUACUUGAGAGUAGAAAAAGAUGGUCAAUGGGAGUCUGGAAGAGAUAUAUUUAUAUAAUGUGAUCAGCUUUUGAGUGUGCAACUCAAAUAUUUGGGAUGAAUAAGACUUUCGAUUUAAAGGAUUGUGUGAUUUUUUUUUUUUACAUUUUAAAAAUUGUUGUACAGUGUACAUAAAUAUAUAUAAUAUAUAAUAUAAACUAUUAAAUUAAAAGGUAAAACAAAACAAUUUCUAAAAAUAAGUACCCACUUUUUGCAUUAAUUGAAGAGGAAAAGGGGGGAAUUAUUUACUAGACACUGCUGAACUGUCACCAUCUUUUUCAAAAAGCAAGAAUACGAUUCAUUUUUUUUUUUUUUUGGACAGAUUAAAAGCGUUUGAAAGAAUUAUAUGAAUAUCAAACAUUGUCUAUUUAAAGUUAAUCAAAUGUUGGUAAUAAAAGGAAAAUAAAUCGGAGCAGGGAAAAACAAUUUUUAUGAGGUGUCAUUUAAUAAAAACUGAUAGGCAUAUUUUAUGAUGAAAUAACAUCAGAAAUGUCUAUGUUUAAUGAACUGAACUGAUUGAGCUUUGAAUUCAAUUAUUUUUGUUUUUCUGUGUUUGUCACAUUUAUUUGGAUUUAUUCUAACUUUAAGUUAUAUGCUUUAAAAAAAUGUUGUUUUUUUUUUACAUAUUUGUUCUUAAGUCAACCCUUAUACAAUUAUGUGAACUAAGAAGUAAUAUAUUAUUUUAUAGCAAGGUUUCCCAACCUUUUAUAUAUUCUUCACCCCCUACAAAAUUUUUAAUUACCGGUACCAUAUUGCAAUUCACUACAAAAAGUAACAAUGCCUUUUAAAAUUUGUAAGAUAAUGCACCUUUAUAAAAAUGAUUGAAAUCGCAUAGUACUGAUAAUGCAGGACUUAACAAAAAUAAUACGUAAACUGGGGACUUAUUCCAUAAAGUAAAAUGUUAUUGAAAACAUUGACUAAUAAAUAAAUCUUUAUUUUUAAAACUUUCAAAUGUCCCUGAGGUUGCUAGCAUCCCGGUUUGGGAAACCCUGUUUUAGGGGUUAUUGUUACUAAUUUGGAUCACAAUGUUUUUAUCUUUUAUUAAUAUUUUUGAUGACAUCAAAAAAAAAAAUUAUUGUUAAGAUGGUAAUUUGAUUUUUUAAUUUUUUUUUAUGCAUUGCUUCUUCCUGUCACAACUGCCACAGGUGUUAAGAUCAUUGACAUAGUUUCAUUGUAUCAUUAUUAAGUGGAAAUUGCUUGCUGGGGAGGGGGCAGGGUGGAAUGUGUAUUAAGAGACUUCUAACAAUGCUUUACAUAUUAUAAAAAUGUUUGUAAAAACUUCAAAUUUAAACCUGUGUUACCAUAAUAAAAUAAUCAAGGGAUGUAACACAAUUUAAGAUGUAGUCAGGUAGUUAAUCCCCCUAAUUAACAACUUUCAGCUAUUGGUUGCUCUUUGAUCAUAACUGCAUGCGCAUUUACAUUCUUAUGUAGGGUGCUCACUGGAGAGUAGCAUUUCAUUCAGUUUUGGAACAGGAUGUUUCCAUUGAAUCCUCCACUCAGUUUCACAAGUUAUGUUUUCACUAUAUCAUUGAAUUGUAGGAAUCUUUUCUUUCCUUAAGGCUGCUGUGAUUAACACAGAAGUCCCAGGGUCACUAACAUACAUCUCUCCAUGAAACAAAGGGCUAAUUCUUCCCCCAACCUAAGAUGAACUUGUGGUGUUAUGAACUUUUGAUUUCAUGAAACCCCCCCCCCAACUGUAACUUAAAUGAGCCAAAUAAACUUAGUUACUGUAACUUCAGUGUUGGUUUGUUUUUCUUUCUCUAAAUGUUACUCUACUGCUCCAUUUUUCUCAGAUGGUUUGACUUAAAAAAUUGCCAGCAUGUGGGUCAGGAGUUCCUCACGCUUACUUUGGUCCAUCUUGAGUAAAGUCAUGAUUAGGUUUACAUUGACAGUUUUAAACAUCUUUCAUAUCAGAGGCAGCCUGAGAAAACAUAAUAAAGAACUUUGUUCAAACAUCAGUAGUGAACCAAUGUGUAACACACAAAACGGCUCAUAUGUGGUGUGUCUGUUAUUUACUUAUAAAUUUUUUUUUUGUUAAGUUCAACAAGGGUGGGGGG
Messenger RNA from Lymnaea stagnalis (great pond snail), 13865 nucleotides. Lineage: Eukaryota; Metazoa; Mollusca; Gastropoda; Lymnaeidae. The record is from the annotation of a GenBank genome assembly.